This is a messenger RNA of Trichomycterus rosablanca, 2013 nucleotides long. RefSeq names its product pannexin 2 (gene panx2). The transcript is spliced from 5 exons. Lineage: Eukaryota; Metazoa; Chordata; Actinopteri; Siluriformes; Trichomycteridae. The record is from RefSeq and is a predicted model, not a curated record. The coding region runs from base 1 to 1953 and encodes 650 amino acids. Gene Ontology annotation, molecular function: wide pore channel activity. Gene Ontology annotation, cellular component: plasma membrane. Gene Ontology annotation, biological process: positive regulation of interleukin-1 production; monoatomic cation transport; cell-cell signaling.
AUGCAGAAUCUCUUUGAGCAGAACUUAGACAUGGCCACGGCACUGCUUGCAGGGGAGAAGCUGAAGGAGCUGAUCAUGCCGGGGUCCACACAGGACGAGAAGGGUGGUGCACUAGCCUGUCUAAUGGUGCAGAUCAAACUGGAGCUGCCUUUCGAUAGGGUUGUUACUAUUGGAACAGUCAUCAUCCCCAUUCUGUUAGUCACUCUGGUCUUCACACGAAACUUCGCAGAGGAAUCUAUAUACUGUUACACCCCACACAACUUUACUCGUGACCAGGCUCUCUAUGCAAGAGGUUACUGCUGGACAGAACUGUGUGAUGCUGUACCUGGUGUGGAGCCUGAACGCCGGCCAUCAUUGUUCGAGCACAAGUUUUUGCCCUAUGCCCUGCUGGCAUUUGCUGGUAUCAUGUAUAUACCAGCACUAGGCUGGGAGUUCAUGGCAUCUACUCGCCUUACCUCAGAACUCAACUUUCUCCUCCAAGAGAUCGACAACUGCUACCAUCGUGCCGCUGAGGGCCGUGCACCAAAGAUCGAGAAGCAGAUCCAGUCUAAAGGGCCUGGGAUCACUGAGCGCGAGCGGCGGGAGAUCAUUGAAAAUGCUGAGAAGGAGAAGAGUCCUGAGCAGAACCUUUUUGAAAAAUAUCUAGAACGCAGAGGACAAAGUAACUUUUUAGCAAAGCUGUAUUUAGCCAGGCAUUUGGCCAUCAUUUGUCUUAGUUCUAUUCCUAUUACCUACUUGAGUACAUACUAUGCCUGGCAGCGGCAAAAUGAGUUCACCUGUAUGCUUGGUGAGCCACCUGACAUCAGUAGCAUUCCUGCCAUGCACCUCACCGUAAACUGCAAACUGCCAGCUGUGCAGCUCCAGCGCAUUAUGGCCGCCGUAGACAUUGCGCUGCUCUGCACUAUGAACCUCAUUAUUUUAGUUAACCUGCUUCAUCUGUUCGUUGUGCGCAAAUCCAACUUUGUUUUUGACAAGCUGCACAAAGUUGGCAUUAAGACAAGACGUCGUUGGCAGAAGUCACAGUUCUGUGACAUUAACAUCCUUGCUAUGUUUUGUAAUGAGAACAGAGACCACAUCAAGUCUCUGAACAGGCUGGACUUCAUCACCAAUGAGAGUGACCUCAUGUAUGACAACGUGGUACGACAGUUAUUGGCUGCGUUAGCUCAGUCCAACCAUGAUGCCACACCUACUGUUAGAGACUCUGGGAUCCAAACAGUUGACCCCAACAUGGAUCCAUCAGUAAUUGGGGUUGGAGUGAUGGGAGCCGAAACUGUUAAAAGACCCCGGAAGAAGAUAAAGUGGAUCCCUACGACUAAUCAUCUACCACAAUCAUUUAAAGAACCUUCAACUCUGACUCGGCUUGAGAACAGCAUAAAAGCUGAAAAACCUAAACCUGUGCGGCGGAAAACGGUAGCAGACAGCAUCAUUGCUCCUCUACUGGACAGCAAGAGCACACAGUACCCUCCAAAAGCUACAGACACAAACAAUGGCACAGAGAAGAAGCAUGCUCGGAACUUCUCUCUGGACGUUCAUCCAUACAUGUCAACCAUCCAGAAGCCGAAACCAGAAGUUAUUACUCCUCAGCCCCCAGCCGCUGAUCAUUCUCUGGACUCUGUGUUCAUAGAGGGCACACACUCUGUUGUCCAUGUGUCCUCCGCUCUCAAUGAAAAGAAUGAACCACCUUCCACUGAUGUAUUUCCCUCAACUACCCUUCCUACGUCCUCCUUUAUAAAUGGAGAACCCUCUACUUUGCCUCCUGACUUUUCCAAAAACAAGGAGCUAAUCAAUCCGAACCCAGAGUCUGAGAACCAAUCAACAUCUUACAACUGCAACUCCUCACACCCGCUGCUUAGCAUGCACCACACACUGUACGAGGAGGAGGAAGAUGAGCAAAGCAGCAGUGACAAAUUGGUGGAGCAACCUGUCAAGCUCAUUGCUGCCGGGGAGUGUUGAAGACGCGCACAAAAGUACACAAGCACACUUUUUAGAAUUUAUAUAUAUUAUAUAUUUAAC